Molecule: messenger RNA, 2038 nt
Organism: Oryzias latipes (Japanese medaka)
Lineage: Eukaryota; Metazoa; Chordata; Actinopteri; Beloniformes; Adrianichthyidae
Gene: wtap
Product: WT1 associated protein
Biological process (GO): regulation of alternative mRNA splicing, via spliceosome; mRNA modification
Cellular component (GO): nucleus
Source: RefSeq, a predicted model, not a curated record
UACUCCGCAGAAACUCAAGUGCAGUGCAGCACCUCAUCCUCCAGAGCCGUCCUGUUCUUCUCUCGGUAAAGGGGAUGAUUCUGAACACUUAAAGACGAGGCCACAACUUUUAAUCAACCACCACUCUUUACGCAUUUAAAAACAGUUACAGAGAAUCUGUAAACCUCGAAGGUUUUUCGAAACAUUGAAGCGAACGGGCCCGAGAGCACAAUGACCAACGAAGAACCUCUGCCCAAGAAGGUUCGCCUCACUGAAUCUGAUUUGAAGACCUUGACCAGAGAGGAGCUGUGUACACGGUGGAAGCAGCAUGAAUCAUAUGUCCAGGUCUUGGAGACUAAAUAUGCAGAGCUGUGUUCCAACGACGUCCCGGGCCUGAAGGAGUCUGAGGAAAAGCUAAAGCAGCAGCAGCAGGAGUCGGCUCGGAGGGAAAACAUCCUGGUCAUGCGACUUGCCACCAAGGAGCAGGAGAUGCAGGAGUGCACAACACAGAUCCAGUACCUGAAGCAAGUCCAGCAGCCGAGUGCAGCCCAGCUGCGGUCGUCCAUGGUGGAUCCAGCCAUCAACUUGUUUUUCCUCAAAAUGAAGGCUGAACUGGAACAGACUAAAGACAAACUGGAGCAGGCCCAAAAUGAACUGAGUGCCUGGAAAUUUACACCUGAUAGCCAAACAGGGAAGAAACUGAUGGCCAAAUGUCGAAUGCUGAUUCAGGAAAACCAGGAGCUGGGGCGGCAGCUAUCGCAGGGACGAAUUGCCCAGCUGGAGGCUGAGCUGGCCCUGCAGAAAAAGUACAGCGAGGAGCUCAAGAGCAGUCAAGAUGAGCUGAAUGAUUUUAUCAUCCAGCUUGACGAGGAGGUGGAGGGGAUGCAGAGUACCAUCCUUGUCCUGCAGCAACAGUUGAAAGAAUCCCGUCAGCUGAUUUCUCAGUCUCAGGGGCUCUCAGCCGGAGCAGAGCCCAGCAGGACUUCACCCGCUGCUUCCAACUCAUCUGCUGAGCUGUCCACAAUACAGGAGCCCAGCGCUGCCUCUGAAGCAACAAGCAGAGACUACGGGAGGGUGUCCAAUGGUCCAAGCAAUGGUAAGUCAUCUCAGAGGAGGGAGACCACCACCCCACCCAACUUAUACCGGGAAGUCAGUAGCACUGAGGAAGAUUUCCCAAUGUCCCCCAUGGUGUCCAGCCCUGGUGACGCUGAGACCAAACUCUCCAACCACUCAUCGGAGGUCCCCGGCAGUCAGACUGCUUCCAGGAGAGCUGGAGGACCUGUGGGUUUCGGAAACCAGCUGAGUGCGGGCUACGAGAGCGUGGACUCUCCAACAGGCAGCGAGACGUCAUUAACUCAGCACUCGAAUGACACAGACUCGACCACUGAUCCCCAUGAAGACAAGACUGCCUUGGUGACCAAAGGCGCUAGGACUGCAGGGUCAAGGAACACUCAGAAUGGCCUGGAGGGCAACACGAACGCUGGUGCCGAUUUGUAAUGUACUUUAGAAAGUACUGUCUUUUUUUGUCUUUUUUUUAUACAAUCUACAAACAAGACAAAAGCUAAAUAGUAUGUGAUGCAGCACUGCUGUCCAAGAAGUUUUUUCACUCUUGUCCCAUUGUGUAUCUUGAUGCCUUUGUUACAUUUGUGUAGCUUAACAGGGAUAUAACAACAAACACUAAAUGUUCAAUUUGAAUUGUGUGGGAUUUAUGUUUAAAAAAACUUGAGGUUUCACUGGUGUUUAUUUGGGCACAUCAUCUAUGCCGUUAAGCUCAUGACACUGAAAUCCAGCAUCUGGUGUUGUUAAUCAUUUCAAAAGGUGUUUGAAUGACAGUAGUUUCACCAAUACAAAGAAAGCAAGAACGUCAUUUUUAUGUUGGCCUCUUUUUUUUUUUUUUUUUUUUUACUUGGUUGGUUUUUUUAAAUACAAUUUUUGUUUUAAAUUGGAAAAAGUUAUGUUUGAUAGACUUCUAAAAUGUGAGUUCAUAUGUGUCAUUCAUAUUCUGACUUCAACCCUUUUAUGUACUGACCAAAAACAAUAAAGAUUUCUAAUACUUUGA